CAUUCUCGGACUACUUGGGAAAAGAUUGAAGUUCACAUUACCAAGUACCACAAUCAAUUCUGUAACAUGACGAACAAAAUGAGUGCAGUGUUUGUGAUGGGAUUUGUCUUCUUAAGCCUUAUCUCAAUUACAUCUGCUAUCUCUGGAACUGCAACUAACUACAAAGUUUACAAACCUUCUGCAUGCUACGGCAAUCAAGACGAGGGAACGAUGAUAGCUGCUGCAAGCGACGCAAUGUAUGCGAACGGGGCUGCAUGUGGCCAAAUGUAUAAGAUCUCGUGCACAGGUGCCACCAACCAAGGUGUGCCUCAGCCAUGUAAGGGUGGCAGUGUUACUGUGAAGAUUGUUGAUCGUUGUCCUUCCCCAGGUUGCCAAGCCACCAUUGAUCUCUCUCAAGAAGCUUUCUCUGCAAUCGCUGACCUCAAUGCUGGAAAAAUUCAAAUUGAAUACAACAGGGUGUAACACUCCUUCAAGAUCGAGAUCAAUAAACGUGCAAUUGCAGGAAUUGACAUUAUCACCGAAU
Molecule: messenger RNA, 523 nt
Organism: Vigna unguiculata (cowpea)
Lineage: Eukaryota; Viridiplantae; Streptophyta; Magnoliopsida; Fabales; Fabaceae
Product: EG45-like domain containing protein
Biological process (GO): systemic acquired resistance
Cellular component (GO): cell wall; apoplast
Source: RefSeq, a predicted model, not a curated record